GAUUGCAAUUUGCCAAAAAACGCAAAGAAGACGAUGAUUUCCCCCAGGUCGUACAGUGCAGUUAACUUAGCUUGUUGAUAAUUAUUUAUUUUUUAAACAUGUUUAUUCCUCGUAUGUAACUAGCAGUAGCGUAGAAAUCAGUAAAAGAAAUUCACAGCGGUAAACGUUAACGUUAGUGAUACAGUAAAGCUAGGCUUAUUGCUAGUUUAGCAAGCUUCUAGCUAACGCUACCUAGCUUAGGCAAUAGCCCUAGCGUGUUAGGGUAACUUGGUCAGCAAGAGGCAACAAUUCAUAUCGAAAGCGUCGAAAUUGCAGAUAAAGUAUGACGCUGAAGUCAGGAGAGGAGCGUCUGAAAGAGAUGGAGGCUGAGAUGGCUCUUUGGUCAGAGGCUGCAGGUGAUGCGUGGUCCUCCAAUAGCACCUCCUCUGCCCCGACCUCCUCCACCUCCUCCCAUGAUGCUCCCUCCCACCCUGCAGGGCCAGACAACUCAGGGUCCUUCCCAGCCCAUACAGCACAUGGCUGCGGCACCUCAGGUCGGUGAGAUGGUCUCGAUGGUGUCUGCCCCGAACUCGAGACAAGGACCCCCGCCUCCCAUUAAACCAACACCAUCAAUCAUCCAGGCUGCACCGACCGUGUACUCUGCUCCUCCUGCCCCCCCUGGACAUAAAAGAAAUGAUGUUAGAGCUCAGAGACAAGCCAGAAUGGAGGAACUGGCGGCCCGCGUUGCAGAGCAGCAGGCAGCAGUGAUGGCAGCAGGUCUACUGGACAAGAAGGAGAGUGAAGACAGCAGCACCGUAAUUGGACCUAGCAUGCCUGAGCUUGAGCCUCCCCCCACUGAGCCUGUGGAAAGUGCUACAGAAGACAAAAAGAAAGCAAAGGUGGAGAAAGUGAAGAAGUGUAUCCGUACUGCAGCAGGGACCAGCUGGGAGGACGCCAGUCUGUUGGAGUGGGACCCAGAUGAUUUCCGUAUAUUCUGUGGUGAUCUUGGUAAUGAGGUCAAUGAUGACAUCCUGGCCAGAGCCUUCAGCAGAUACCCGUCUUUCCUCAAAGCUAAG
Molecule: messenger RNA, 1055 nt
Organism: Morone saxatilis (striped sea-bass)
Lineage: Eukaryota; Metazoa; Chordata; Actinopteri; Moronidae
Gene: rbm42
Product: RNA binding motif protein 42
Molecular function (GO): mRNA binding
Source: RefSeq, a predicted model, not a curated record